GCAAGACGGGUCACGGUGAGGUGGUGAGAGUCGUCUUCCACCCAGAGAAGAUCAGCUUCUCCAACCUGCUCAAAGUGUUCUGGGAAAGCCACAACCCAACUCAAGGGAUGAGACAGGGGAACGACGUAGGGACGGAAGUACCGCUCAGCAUCUACGUGGAAACAAAGCAGCACCUCGAGGAAGCGUUGGCCUCCAAAGAUCAAUACCAGAAGGUACUAACAGAGGAAGGUUUUGGUGAAAUAACGACAGAAAUAGCCGAGGAAAAACCAUUCUACUACGCAGAGGAUUACCACCAGCAGUACCUGAGCAAAAACCCAGAUGGAUACUGUGGGCUGGGCGGGACUGGAGUCUCCUGUCCAAUAGGAAUCAAGAGCAAGGUCUAGAUAGCCAAUCGCAGCCAUGAACCAUCUCCUUCAGUAAGACUGCAACCAGGAAAUGAUCUUCAGUUUUCUUUUUACAGAAUCAAAUACGCAAUGAGUUUUAAACAUAUACACAUUUAAUUUUUACAAGCAUUAAGAAACAUUAAGUCCAACAUGUAUAAUGUAUAAGACCAUACGAACCCUAUGCUUCAUCUUUCUGGGAAUAAGCAGUGAUUUUCUGAAGCUGUAUCUCAGUUUGCUGAAAGAAUAACUGUCUUUGCAAUGCAGAUUUCUGCCUGAUGUAACCUAGCGACAUACACUGCAGUGGAGACGCUGAUUAAGGCUGUCAGUCUCCUCAGCUCGUUGCUAUGAGUAAAAUCCCAGUGCCUCAAGAUGAUGCAUAAAGCGUGCAUUAUAGCAUGGUUCCUUUGCAAAGGCUUUACACAAAAAUACACCUCAACGCAAUUCUGUGUAUUAGAUACAUGAUAGUGUUUGUAGUCUAAUGAAAUAAAGUUAAAGAAGUGGUGAACAUCUUACACAAUCUUCGCACUGAAUGCGUCGAUCAAACUAAUGUGUUUCAGAGUCCAAACAACUCGUUGCUUUCCUGCUCAGAUUGCUUUAUUAAUGAUGAUUAUUGUAUAUUGAACUUAAAACUAAUGCGGGUUACUUGUUAUAUAAAACAGAUUAAAAGCUUAUGAAAUCCGACAUGUUUCUUUUGUUUCCUGAGUGCUGUUCAAAUCUAUACACUGAAUGUAUUAUUUUGAUGGAAGGUGAGGAAAUAACGCAAUAAUUGAUCCUCAGGAAUAUCUUACAGAUCACUUAAUAUGGUAUGAAGUGACCUUUGACUGUUAUUUCAGAGAUAUUUUUGCUUCCUUUUUGCACAUUUCCCUUACUGAGUUUGCAGGAGAAAGUGAACAUUUCAUUAAAAACAUAUUCAGAUAUCA
Molecule: messenger RNA, 1303 nt
Organism: Gymnodraco acuticeps
Lineage: Eukaryota; Metazoa; Chordata; Actinopteri; Perciformes; Bathydraconidae
Gene: msraa
Product: methionine sulfoxide reductase A
Biological process (GO): cellular response to oxidative stress
Cellular component (GO): cytoplasm
Molecular function (GO): peptide-methionine (S)-S-oxide reductase activity
Source: RefSeq, a predicted model, not a curated record